GACAGCUUUGAAAGCGUGACGGCGUUGAAUUUGCAAGAAGUGUCAGACAAUUAAGCAAUCGCGAUGACAGGCGCGGCAAACGGAUCGAUCGACACUCUUGACUGUCAUCGUCUAACGAUCUCUCGCUUCUCUGCAAACUUUCACCUUCGUAUAAACGACCAGCGCGGAGGAUACCUGCCCACUGCUCCGCGUUCCCGAUUACACGGUUCGCACUCAUCGCCAAAUCCAUUCGUUCCCAUCCAGCGAACGCAUCUGCCUCUUUUCCCAUCUCAUCAUGUCUUUCGCACCUUCGCCCUUCCAAGAGGAUGAGCGACCAGUGAUCGUGAUCACGGGCUGCUCGAGCGGCAUAGGAGCAGCCUUGGUGAAAGAGUUCUCCAGCGCCGAAACGCACAGAGUGGUAGCGACUGCGCGCAACUUGGAAUCCUUGAGGUUCCUACCCAGCAAUGUGUGGAGGGUUCAGUUGGACGUGACGAGCCAAUCGAGCGUGGACAGGGCCAUACACGACAUUAUCAAGGAACUGGGCAGGAUCGAUAUGCUGGUCAAUAAUGCUGGAACGAAUACCGCCGUGGGAGCUUCGGUCGAAGUAUCGCUGGAGAGGUACAGGCAGACAUUUGAUGCCAAUUACUUCGGCCUUAUUCGCGUCACUCAAGCCGUCACUCCGCACAUGAUCAAGGCGCGCUCGGGUACCGUGGUCAAUGUGGGCAGCGUUGCCGGCCUAUCUCCGUUGCCCUUUGCCGCAGCCUACGCCUCGUCCAAAGCAGCCGUACAUGCCUUUUCCGACUGCCUUCGAAGCGAACUCGCAGGAUUCGGCAUCAAAGUGAUCGUGGUAGCGCCAGGAGCCAUCCAGUCAAGCAUUGGAGAUGCGGGCGCGAAAGGAAUCUCUGUGGCAGACUCUUCUCCUUACAAGAAUGUGGAGGAUAUGAUCCAGUACAGAGCAAUGUACUCUCAGAUCGGUAGGAACACGCCUGCGCACGUCUUUGCCAAGAACAUCAGACGUGCCGUCACAAAGAAGAAUCCUCGAGCUUACAUCUUGAGCGGUGCACGGACCACAGUGGCCUUCCUCCUCUGGCUCAUGCCCGCAAGAUGGAGAGACUUUCUGCUCAGCUUCGUCUUCCAGACAUACAGGAUCGGUCGCACCGCGUGACCGCACUCGACAAUCCUCGCUUCAAGGCGAGCCUUCGCUCUUCACCUUCUUUUGAAAUGUACUGGACUACCCCUUCUGACUGCACAGUUGUGAAGAACCCCUGGCUCGCUUGUGCUGGCAGUGCGAAGGCUUCCCUAGUCCGUCCUUGGCAUGGGCUAGGGGCGUGAGUGAACAUUGAAAUUGCAAGUGUUCCAGCAGGCAAAUAAAGAUACGCAGUAACGAACAGGCAUGCCGGAAGAUAGCGCGGGAGGCGCAAGUUGGAGCAAGCUGGGGCAAAUUGAAAUCGUGAAUUUAGAGGUGUUGCUGCUCCUUUACCAAAAAGUCCGGU
This is a messenger RNA of Ceraceosorus guamensis, 1472 nucleotides long. Its product is annotated as NAD(P)-binding protein. The record is from RefSeq and is a predicted model, not a curated record. Lineage: Eukaryota; Fungi; Basidiomycota; Exobasidiomycetes; Ceraceosorales; Ceraceosoraceae. Gene Ontology annotation, biological process: phosphatidic acid biosynthetic process; triglyceride catabolic process. The transcript has 4 exons. Gene Ontology annotation, cellular component: endoplasmic reticulum; lipid droplet. Gene Ontology annotation, molecular function: acylglycerone-phosphate reductase (NADP+) activity; triacylglycerol lipase activity. Bases 275 to 1144 code for a protein of 289 amino acids.